CAAAUAUCUCAAAAGAGCUGUUGCGCUUUCAAAAGGGGGCGUGGCUGUCUGAAAACGUGGGUCACCCGAGAACGGAGAUUGGUGGGUUUCCAAAUAAGUUCGCCUUGCUCGGAGCGCAAAUAUACGCACGGUAGGAAGGGUGAAAUUUAAGUGUAGCGAGUUUUUGUGAGGUUAGAGAAUAAGAAUGAGAUGUCACAUGUCUGCAACACAACAGAUAAUUAAGCUUGUCGCUGGCUGCAACAAGCGCGGAGUAGCUCGUGCUCCACCACAAACCGCGUCCUUCUCAGCUCCCGCACUGUGCUAGGCAGUCAGCACGUUGUCAGGGACCCAGUUGUCCCUAGCCCAGACCCAAUCAGGAGAGCUGUCUUUAACAGAAAGGAGUUAACUUCACCCACAAGCCAGAAUGUAUGAUCCCCUAGAUUUUAACUGCUCUGACAUAUCUAGCACUUUUGUUUGAGAAGACUUAUUUACAGUACGUUUGGGUAGCCUACUGUUGGCUUUCUGAUUGGGUAAAAGCAAAGUAACGAAAUAGCCAAUGAAAAAGUAGACCUGCAAAAAUCGUUUGCAUUCGCAUUUGUGACGACAUUCUAAAAUUAAUCCAAUCGUAAGCGAAAUCCUAUUAACUUCAUUUGAAUACCGCAUCUAUAAAUAAAUGCGACGUUGCCAGCAGUGACUAUUUUCCCAGGUGCUUGCUGUAGUGUUGUGUCUUUUCACAUUACCAUGCCUGAACCCACCAAAUCGGCCCCAGCCCCUAAGAAGGGCUCCAAGAAGGCGGUGACCAAGGCGCAGAAGAAGGAUGGCAAAAAGCGCAAGCGCAGCCGCAAGGAGAGUUACUCGGUUUACGUGUAUAAGGUACUAAAGCAGGUCCACCCCGACACCGGCAUCUCAUCCAAGGCCAUGGGCAUCAUGAACUCGUUUGUCAACGACAUCUUUGAGCGCAUCGCGGGUGAGGCAUCGCGUCUGGCGCAUUACAACAAGCGAUCGACCAUUACCUCCAGGGAGAUCCAGACAGCUGUGCGCCUGCUGCUGCCCGGGGAACUGGCCAAGCACGCCGUGUCCGAGGGCACCAAGGCCGUCACGAAGUACACCAGCUCCAAGUAAACUUACCAAGGGGGAGAGAUGGCUGCAGAGAAGAAAUGAAUGCAAACAGUAACUGAAAAGUUAUGAUUAUGAAAAAUCUGAUCUGUCUGAUAACAACUGGACUAAUAUGUACACCAAGUCCAAAUCCAAGCCAUCCAUCCUGGUUUGCUGCACAUUAAUUUAUCAAUGUCAGCCAUUGCCUGAGUGGACAAGCCUAAACAAGGGGUUUUAUCUUUUUCAUCUUAUUUUUUGUAUGAGUUACCAAAAAUAGAAUUUACUUCUGUAACAGGCCUAGUUACUGGAAAUUCAUUAUUUACCAUGGACUGCCUUUGCUGGGAGAAGUUUGAAUGAGAGCAUGACAGUACAUCUGUAAAUGAAAUGUUACAAUUAAUAAAGUCUGUGGAGAAUUGGAA
This is a messenger RNA of Choloepus didactylus (southern two-toed sloth), 1493 nucleotides long. RefSeq names its product histone H2B type 1-M. Bases 721 to 1101 code for a protein of 126 amino acids. The record is from RefSeq and is a predicted model, not a curated record. Gene Ontology annotation, cellular component: nucleosome. Lineage: Eukaryota; Metazoa; Chordata; Mammalia; Pilosa; Megalonychidae. The transcript is spliced from 2 exons. Gene Ontology annotation, molecular function: structural constituent of chromatin; protein heterodimerization activity; DNA binding.